Molecule: messenger RNA, 255 nt
Organism: Parnassius apollo (apollo)
Lineage: Eukaryota; Metazoa; Arthropoda; Insecta; Lepidoptera; Papilionidae
Source: the annotation of a GenBank genome assembly
UUGGGUUCUAAAGGUUCUAUAGAAAUAGGAACUUGCGUGUACAAGUUUCUAGAGCGCGUUGCUGAAGAAUAUCCAGAUUCUGAUGUCAUUUUCUACAGCGAUAAUUGUUGUGGUCAACAAAAGAACCGAUUUGUGUUCAGCAUGUACUGCUAUGCUUUCGAAAAAUUAGCGAUAAAUUCUGUGUGCCAUAAAUUUUUAAUCAGCGGCCACAGUCAAAAUGAAGGCGAUAAUGCGCAUUCUCUCAUUGAGAAAUAA